Molecule: messenger RNA, 1310 nt
Organism: Nicotiana attenuata
Lineage: Eukaryota; Viridiplantae; Streptophyta; Magnoliopsida; Solanales; Solanaceae
Exons: 7
Coding region: 340-1179 (279 amino acids)
Source: RefSeq, a predicted model, not a curated record
AUUUUCUUUGUUGUAUGACAGAGUGAUGCAGAUCAUUUUCGAAAUUCCAGCAGCCAAAUUGACAUCAAGAAGAAUCAGAGCAUCAGGCUCAAUGACUUCCCUUCAUUACUGAAACCAACAGCUGUAAAUAAUACACAAUUAAGGAGGUCUUUUAGCCAAAAAGACAUGUGACAAUUGCAUGAUGGCUACUCUAGUCACUCUUCUGCCUUGACUGACGAUGACACAAAGGAUGCUCUUACCUGUAAAAAUGGCAUCGAGAAAACGAUUCAAGCAGUUUAUGCACAGAAAAAGGGUGAGCAUCCAAAUGGGGAUGUUGUGAAUGGUGAACUGUACGAAGCAAUGAGAAAAAAACUCAGGCAUGCCGUUGAAGAAAUCAAAACUGAACUUGAACAGACCAUGGGGAAGAAAACUAGUAGCGCCAAGUCAGGUCAUGUGGCCAGAAAGAAUCAUGUAACAAAAUUGGAGCAAGAAGACCACAGAGGUAGGGAUCAGCAGAUUGUCAAAGAACUUCCUGAUACAAAAAAUUCUGCUGUUGGGCAGAAACAACCACGUAGGAAGAGAAGCAAUGACAGAAACAGGACAUCAAAACAAUUGAAUGAGGAGGCAGAGAAGUUUUUUGAGGAUUUCAUUGCAAAUAUAGAAGAUACAGAUUUUUCUUCUUUUGAUGGAGAAAGAAGUGAUGCAAGUUCAACAUUAGGAGGAGUAGCUAAGCCAAAGGACAGUUUUACUUAUGGGGAAGCAGUUAACCAAAGUCCUGCAGGAGCUACUUGUCAUCCUGUUGGAACUGAUGGGGUGAUCUUGCCUUGGUUGCAGUGGGAGACAAGCAAUGAUAGUUCUUUCACUCCCAAGAAUGAAGAGCAAACUCCUGUUAGUAGGAAAACGUCAAUAUGUGAUGCAAGACAGGACGUCACCUCCCCUCAGAAUGAUAGUAGUUAUUCCGUCAGCAGCCAUGGGAGUUGGAGCCCAGCAAUUGUGCAUAGUCAACCGAAGAAUAGAACAAUCUAUACAGUUGAAGAUGGUGGAGACGUAUCCGGAGAACUUGAAAGUUGCCAAAGUUCAGGAUUUGAUAUGGCUGAAUAUAACAGACUUCAACGAAGUGAAGAGCUAUUGUUUGAAAGGUACAGAGAACGAAAUAGAAUUAGUUCAGGUGGUCUUUUACUUUGUGGUCAUUUUCUCUAGUUACUUUAUGUUGCUGAUACUCAUUUGCAGCUAGUAAAGUAUAUAAAUUACUCGAGUUAUUUUGGAGUACCAAAAACUUGCAUGUAGUCAUUCUUGGAAGUUGGAAUACACUACAAAGUAGUUCAUACACG